Molecule: messenger RNA, 4278 nt
Organism: Serendipita indica DSM 11827
Lineage: Eukaryota; Fungi; Basidiomycota; Agaricomycetes; Sebacinales; Serendipitaceae
Source: the annotation of a GenBank genome assembly
AUGCCACCCGAGAGGGUUGGACGCAACCGCACCGGGAACAAGAGGACAGCGCUUCUAGACGAAGGAAUUCGCGCACUGUGUGUUGACAUGUCCGUUCAUUAUUAUGACCUGCUCAUACCUGCACAGCGCGAACAGCUUCCCCCCGAACCACCGAGCUCGUGGUUCAACCAGAGAGCCAUUUUACAUUCUCCACUACCUUUGAACCAUAGUCCCAACAGUGUUUCGGUGCCGACGACCCCGAAAGCGCGGAGAAAGCACGCACAGAACUCUGUACCCGUCCUCGACCCUGCUUUUUCCAACGAUGCCCAGCAAGCGCGAGAGGACUACGCUGUUCCUUCGAAGCAGCUCACAAAGAAGCGAAGAUCGACCAUCUCAACUUCUGCUCCCCAAACUCGACCCCAUGUCGAACCGACGAGUCCUCUUUCCUCAGGGAGAACAGAUGUCCCCCUCAAGAGUAGCUUAAAAUCAUCCAAUACUCAUUAUAAAGUGCAUGAUGCACUUUUGGGCUCCCCUUUGCAAGCAAGUCCCAGCUACUUUCGAUCACCAAACGCAGAGUUCCGACAAGAUGCACAAAGACCAUCACCAAAAACAUUCUUUCGAGAAGAAAUGGUCAAGGAGCACGAUAAAGUACGCAACAUGCCCGACUCCAAGAGAAAAGAGGGACAUUACUCGUCGCAUUCUCGAGUUGGCAGAAGCCAAGUCGUGUCGCAGUGGGGGGAAACAAUGGCGAAGACGAGUGACUCUCCUCAACCUCCUCCAACCAUCCUACAGGGUAGUCAAAAUUAUCCGGAUUCAAAAGAUCGUCCAAGUAGUGCAAACGAUUGGCGAUCACGGCAAGCUACGGACGGCCCUGGAAACCAUCUUACAGGAUUCAAAAGGUCCCCAAUGGAUCCAUGGAAUCGGCUCUUUCAAUCUCCUCAGUUUAGGGAAGGUGAAUACGCGCUCAAACCCUCUCCCAAUACGGCCAUAUACCCAGACGCGGUCAUUGACAAUAAAAUCGAAGCCUCAGACUACAACUCGUCGCGCCCGAUGAGGAGUCGACCACGUUCAUACAGCACACAUGUGACAGGGAGGAAUCCAGAGACCACUCAAGGGGCGUCGAAAGACGACCCACCGAUGGUCGUACAUAAGGAGAUUCCUUCUGGCACACUUAUAGGCGAGAUUGCGGGAGAGCAGCGGGAAUCACCCAUUUCAGGGCGUGUGGACUAUCACAAGGGCAACGAUGUUAAGCCUUCACUGCGCCGUAUACCCACUCGCAAACCGGAAAGAAAGUCAAAGCAUCACGGGACCGAGCAGGCACCACAGGUUUCAGUAUCAAACCCGACUCUGGAGGAAGAUGAGCAAUUCGACGAUAGGGGUCAACCUGGGGUCCAUUACCUCCGCCAAUACAUGCCAAGUACCCAUACGAAUUUGCAUCGUUCUGCGUCGCCGCCCAAUGUUCACAUUGAGGAAGGUCCAGCGGAGCGGAGUGAAUUCUUUUCCCCACGUAGGACUAGGAACGACAAUUCCAUGACGUAUGUUGCAGUGACGGCCAGCGGAUCGUCGCCGUUGUCUGAUGCGGAUCGGCCUGGCGAGCUCUCUGAGGCAUCCAAUUACGAAGAUGAUGGACCAUCUGGGACGCUCGACGAAUGGAGUUUGAGGGAUCAACAGGUGGCAGACGCUAUGGAGAGGAGAAACGCACUACUCACGGGUCUGGGUCUAGGUCUGGGGUUGACCCAUCUUCCGACAGGCGCAGGUCAUGAUCCACAGAUCAUUGAAUCGACAAGAUUUUCACAGGGAACUCCAUCGAUGGAGCAGAAAACACCCUCAAAUAGGGCUUCUCCUGUGAUUCCGAGGAAUCUAACAGAGCAGCGGCAUCAAUCUUGUGUUCACCUUGACCAAUAUGACGUGAGAGGAACCGCUGAAGAUACUUGGAGACCUUCGCGUCAUCAAUCACCAUCAACGGCCGAGAUUGACUCCAGCAAGCGAGAGGACGGCUUGCGACAGAAUAAUCCUAAUCUGGGGUCUAUCAAGCCAAAGAAAUCACGAGCCCCAGACAGCCAGGUUCUCGCCCAAAACCUCGAAGGCGACGCUGGAGAUCCCGUCGUCAGCCAGCCUAGACGCAACUCCUUCCGCAAUGAUGCGAGGCGGAACACCUGGGUAUACGACGCGAAUCAAGACAAAAGUUCUGUCACAUCUACAUUGAAGGAAGUAAACAAAACAAAGUCUGAUCGUAUGGGUAGUAUCUCCACUGUCUGGUCGGAUACUGACAGCAUGGACGAACCACUCAGCGAGAAUGCCCGUCGUAUGCUCCUCCAUUUGGAUGAAGCCGGAGCAGGUCAUCCAUCCCGAGUACGAUCUCACCGUAUACAAGAGCCCGUGGUCCAAACUCGACAAGCAGAACCUUCGACCUCGCCAGUAGACGAUAUCUCCGGUGCACCAGAAACUGUACACCCACUCCGAGACACUGGUAUCAAAACAUGGAGAAACACCAUUUCAUCAUCUGCCUAUCAGGCACUUCACGAGCGAUAUGGUCCUCUAGAGAUGAAGCGUCAGGACGUAAUCUUUGAGCUUUGCGAGACCGAAGGCGAGUUCCUUAAGUCUCUCAAGAUCGUACAGCGCCUCUUCAUCGAGCCUUUAAGCGUGAGAGGGAACUGGGUGGAAGAACUCCCUAUACCCGUCCGUAGGGCCUUCGAGGCAAUCUUGAGGAUAUCAGACCUUCACAAUCAAAUCUCGUCAACGCUCAACUCGAUAAGAUCGUCUCAGUAUCCUUUAAUGCUACAGUUCGCAGAGUCGUUUCGUCCAUUUGUGGCCCGCCUUGAGCAAAUCUGGGAAUUGACUCCUCGAGAUCACGUUGACAAUCUUCCAAUCUUCUCUCUAUAUCAAUCAAUGGACAUGACGAUAAGAGUAAUGCAAGAGGUGAAGAUCCGGGAGGAAGAGUACAAGUAUAUCAUCAGCCUUGCAAACCGGAUCACCGGGCUUCCACCCGGAUUCAACCUGGCACAUCCAGAGAGGAGAUUGAUAGCACAGGGGCUACUUCGGCGGAUACUGUUGACCGACAAGGAGCGUCAGCGUUUGGGAGAACAUCGAGUGAACAACACGCCCUUGCACUCUCCGCUUGAGACCACACCAACCAUCACUGAUUUGACAAAGCUUGGCCCCGUUACCUCGCCUCUCUUCCCAUCCCAUCACAAUCGAACUCCUGUUUCGCUCGGGCCUCCUUCGCCCUAUUCGCCUCGGCAGAGCUUCAUGUCGGCAAUCUCUCGUGCGUCUUCCGCUGUAUCAGAUGCCUCUCAUCUCUCGGAGUGGACGGCAUCCUACUCUCCCACUUCCUCAGUAGCGCUACCAGCAGAGUUUGAUCCAGUGGGUAGGCCACCCUCGUCUGCUUCAUCCAUAUCAUCUUUCGGGAACACACCCUUCGCUCCGUAUGGAGAGCGAUCACCGCUGAUGCCAUCUCGAGGACUGAUGAAUUCUAUGAAGACCUCUCGGAGCAGAAGUGCGCGAGAGACAACUCUUUACGCCUUUAUCUUUGAGGAUCUACUAGUGUUCACUUCUCAAACGGAGAAACACAGCCUUUUUGCAUCAUCUGCAUCCCAAGUGUCGGAAGAACGGAUGGGUUUGAUCGAAGGUAUUGGGUUGAGCCGCAUCUUGGGUGUCACCGACCAAUCAAAGAAACUUGAUUACGAGCAUCUCCUGCAGAUAGACAUAGUCCCCAUCUUGUCCGGCGACGGAACGGGCGCGCCAGAAAUAUUAACACCGAACUCGAUAUUUCUUUCGCUUCCAGUCAUCCCUGGUAGCCAUCUCGAAUCUCAGAGUGCCCUCCAAGUCAAAGAGGCUCAAGGAAAAUGGAUGACAGCGUUCAAUCGCAGCUAUUCACAUACCCUGCGAGCGUUGUCAUUCUCUGGCUUCCCGCCAAUAGAGAAUGAAGACGAGGUAAACAGUAACACUAGGACCAUCCAUUCGACACUUCUUUCGGGAGACUUGCUGUUCAAACGUCCGUUUCAGACCUUUUCAGAGGAGGAGAAUGAAAGCCCAACUAAAUGGACAAGAAAGUUUCGGAGGGCCUUGGACGAAUUUCAGGGCACUCAGACUCCGCCGGUCAUGCUAAUCGGAGAAGUCGCGCUUACAAUGGGCAAAGGCCUGAAACGUGUCCACACGACAAGCAGGGUCAAGAGAAGUGGACCACAGCAGCUACUGCUAUCAACCGCUUCGCUACUUAGCUCACCAUCGGGUGGAAGUUCUGGCUCAAAUCAGAGUCAGGGGAACUCGCUGGGACUUCGUCGACGCGAAAGGGUGUAA